UUGAACUAGUAUUAGCUGCUUGGUGCGGUUCUGAUGGUGUAUUGCAACUGGAUCAGUGCUAUUGUGUACAAAUUUCGGCAUGUAGACCUGGUCGAAUUCUCGGCGAUAUUUUUCGGAUUUUCCACACACGAAAAGCUAUAUCUACCGCACGAAGAUGUCUGGCGGCAGAUUUCAGGUCAAGUCCUUCAGCCUCGGCAUGGGCACGACAAACAAACGUCUUCAGCAACAGAAAGCGGAAAAGGCUCGACAAGAGGAAGAAUCAAAGGCGGCGGCUGCUGCCUACGAAGAGUUCGUCGCGACGUUCGAUGACAAGAACAAACCGAAGGCGUUCGUUAAAGCUGGUGUCGUGGCACCCGGCGCAGGCGAACGUGAUACUAAACGAGAAUUGUAUAAGCCGCCCCGUUUCGAAGAGCUCGAGCAGCGUACCAAGGCCACACCUACGUUACCGCCUACUCCAUCGGAGAAUAAGCCGGCCAAGCCUGGCCGCAAGAAAGAUGAGCCCAAGAAGAAGUCUAACCUUGAGAUGUUCAAGGAGGAGCUGAAGAUCAUUCAGGAAGAGCGAGAAGAACGCCACCGCUUGAAAGGUGUCAUCAAAGGCCAGUUGCUUGAUGAGCCUAAAGAAUCGUCACACCGAUCAUCACGGAGCUCCAGUAGCUCCCUACUCUCUUUCGAAAAUAUCUCAACAACAUCUUCAUCGAACAACGAGCCAGCAGUGGCUCGAAAGUUUCCAGGCAGCUCACACGAUUCGGAUGAUCCGAACACAACAAAUUUGUACAUGUCAAGCCUUGAUCCAGGCCUGACCGAGAAGGAUUUGUGUGACAUUUUCGGCAUUUUUGGUCCCCUCGCAUCAGUUAAAAUCAUGUGGCCUCGUAGUGACGAAGACCGAAAAAAGAAUCGGAAUUACGGCUUCGUUGGGUUCAUGUCUCGAAAGGACGCCGAACGUGCCCUAUCAGUGAUGCAGGGUAAAAUGGUGCGCGGGCUAGAGAUGCGGAUGUCGUGGUCAAAAGCUGUUGUAAUACCUCCCGUACCCUAUUAUAUUCCACCCGUUAUGGCACAUCUUACAGUACCCCCGCCACCGUCAGGGCUGCCGUUUAAUUGUCAGCCGCCCCCUGAUAAGGCGAUUCCAGCCGAACAAGCCCAGUGCUUGCCUGAUGACUCAGACGAGCUGAAGGAGCUUAUACAAGCUUCCAUUGUUCGAGUUGUGGCACCAAGUGAUCGGCAGCUAUUGAGCCUUAUUCACAGAAUGGUAGAGUUCGUUGUGCGUGAGGGUCCUCUAUUUGAGGCGCUCGUCAUGAGCAAAGAAUUCAAUAAUCCGAUAUUUCGUUUCUUAUUCGAUUUUCAAUGUCCUGCACAUAUAUAUUAUCGAUGGCGGCUUUUCUCCAUAUUGCAGGGUGACCAUCCAACAAAGUACCGCUUGAAAAAAUUUCGAAUGUUUCAAGCUGGCUCGUGGUGGAAACCGCCUGUACAGAAUCCGUGGACGAGGGGAAUGCCGGAACAUCUAUUCAAAAAGAUGGAAUCCGAGAGACGGAAAGACGCCAAAUCCGAGGGCGAUCCAGCUACUGGUAAGCUUGAGGCUCGGCAACGAGCUAAGCUUGAACAUAUGGUGCGUAUUUUGACGCCGGAAAAAAAGCGAAUAGGCGAGGUGAUGUUGUACUGCAUUGAACACGCAUUCGCUGGCGAAGAAAUCGUCGAUUUGAUUAUGGAUUCGCUUGAACUUACGGAGACGCCAUUGUUCAAAAAAAUCGCUCGAUUGUAUCUUGUAUCUGAUCUUGUUUACAAUAGUAAUGUACGGAUGCCGAACGCCAGCUUCUAUCGGCCAGCUUUCGAGCCUCUUGUACCUCGGAUAAUAAAAGCGCUCAAUGCAACGUACGAAUCGAUUGAAGACAAGGAAACGGCCGACCAGUUCAAGCAGCGGGUACUUAACGUUUUAAAAGCGUGGCAAGAAUGGUCGUUAUAUCCCAACGACUUUCUGUUACAGAUGCAAAACACGUUUAUGGGCUUUGACAAAAAGCCUUUAGUCGACGUCGAUCCCGACGAGGACCAGGACACGAGUAGUGAAAAGGACGAAAAAGAAAAAAAUGAGGAAUCUGAAACAACACAUACAGAACUGUCGAAGCCUGAGCAGCAAAAAAUCGGCCUAGCAGGGCUCGUCGGUUACGGAAGCGAUGACAGUGAUCAAGAAAUGCCGACCCCUAAAGAAUCCGAACCGCCUCAACCGUCGCAGUCAGCAAAGCCGAAAUUUGUCGCCAGCAAAUGGGAAACCGUCGAUCCGAAAGUGGUUGAAGAGCAGGCAGUUACCACGUCCAAGUGGGACAUGUUUGAGGACGACAAAGACAAAGAAAAGGAUAAAGAACACCAAAAUCGAACAGGUGGUCGAGGUGCGUUGUCAGCGAUAGCACACGACCCUGAUGAGGACUCUGACUCGGAGACGAGCCAGAGUGUGGCUGAACAGGAUGACUCAGAGCGUCGGGGAAAGCUACGCGAUAUAGAAUGCGAAGUACUCAAACUCCAGGAUGAGCUGGAAAAGAAACGGCGCUAUACGCGCACCGAGAUUCAGGAGCAGUGUCGGGAGUUCCGAGCAAAGUUGGUCCGACGCCUCGACGACGCCGACGAUAAGACGACAAAACGCGACAAGGAGCGCCGCGGAACAGAAAAAAGCGACAGGGAUAAAGAUAAAGACAACAGUAACAGCAGAGAUAAAAACAACAGCAACACAAGUGGGGGCAGCAGUAGCAGCAAACGAUACGAUAGCGACGAGGAACAACGGGACCGAAAGCGGGAUCGAAGUAAAGUCGAUAAGCGGCGCCGGAGUCCAUCUCCAGUGACUUCAUCGCGAAGACGAAGUUCCUCGUCGCCAAGAAGACGGUCACCAUCACCUUAUCGAAAGCGGAACAAAUACUAGCGUACUAGGCACACCGUGACGGUAAAGAUGGUGGUACGAACAGCAGCAAGGUGUUCGAUAAAGUUGACACAGAAUAGAACAUGAACGGACAGGGGCUAUGGAAAACAUCCUGUGGACGAGAAGAGAUAAUAAUUGUCGGGGCAUCAAUGUUAUAUAAAAAGCGAACCGCAGAGCUCGGUGCAGGUUAAGAAAAAGGUGGUGCACUGAGUGUAGGCUAAAGGAAUUACGUAGUAAAAAACGUGUGGUUUGACAAAAAGAGGAAAAAUGCGGGUGUGAAAGAGCAUUGAUUGAGUAACUUUGUUGGGUGAUCGAUUGCGAGGCGUUAAGAAUUACAAAAACAGAUACGUACAUAAACACACAGAAAGACGUAACCGUACUAAAUCUAUACACAUAUAAAUUUAAUACACAUCAUUUGGUUGUAUUGGUUGCGCCAACCAGUAAAAUGGUGUCUGAUUGUCUAAAACUAAAAGACGAAAGCAGGAUAGCGAGAAAGCGAGAUAUGGUGAUCGAAUGACGAUGACUUCUUGUACAGUUUGUAAAUUAGUAUAUGCACACUUAAUGAUGACAGCAGAAGAUAAAAAGAAGACGUAAAAUAACUAAGAGUAGAAUAGAAAUUUGAAUAAAAACGGUACAAAAGAUAUUACUUUACUAUUAUUACUAUUAUUGUUAUUAAUAAUAAUAUCAACA
Varroa destructor (honeybee mite) is the source of this 3589-nucleotide messenger RNA. Its product is annotated as U2 snRNP-associated SURP motif-containing protein-like. NCBI's taxonomy places the organism in Eukaryota, Metazoa, Arthropoda, Arachnida, Mesostigmata, Varroidae. Gene Ontology annotation, cellular component: nucleus. Gene Ontology annotation, biological process: RNA processing. Gene Ontology annotation, molecular function: RNA binding. The record is from RefSeq and is a predicted model, not a curated record.